AUGUCUAGAGUCGGCAACCCCGUUUCCAAGAUUACGCGCUCCAUCGGUUCGACCGCGAGUCGUCCCGUUGUUGAAGCUCAGUACGCUUCUUUGGCCCCCAAAUAUGCCGAGCUUCUCCGCAACCGCCGUCCUCGAGUUCUCGACAACAGCCAGUCCGAUGCCCAUUCCCACGCUCGACAUCUCAUGACUCAACACGUGCCCGCCCCACACCAACCCAACCUCGUCAAGCUCCCCAGCAAUGCUCCCAGUGCCUCGGUCGAACGUCGUACUCCCGUCCCCAUUCUCUUUAAUCCCCAGACUGCCACUCAACGCCAAACUUCGGCCCCGACACGGGACUUUGUUUCAACUCCCGAGGUCCACUUUAUCGCGAAAAACCCCAAGAAUCCUGACCCCUCCAUCGCUGGUAUCGAACAUCUCGACGUUGACGAGGUCGCGCUCAGAGCUGCCUCUAGCUAG
Messenger RNA from Scedosporium apiospermum, 456 nucleotides. RefSeq lists its product as uncharacterized. The coding region runs from base 1 to 456 and encodes 151 amino acids. The transcript has 2 exons. Lineage: Eukaryota; Fungi; Ascomycota; Sordariomycetes; Microascales; Microascaceae. The record is from RefSeq and is a predicted model, not a curated record.